Molecule: messenger RNA, 1401 nt
Organism: Penicillium manginii
Lineage: Eukaryota; Fungi; Ascomycota; Eurotiomycetes; Eurotiales; Aspergillaceae
Exons: 5
Coding region: 1-1401 (466 amino acids)
Biological process (GO): transmembrane transport; carbohydrate transport
Cellular component (GO): membrane
Molecular function (GO): carbohydrate:proton symporter activity
Source: RefSeq, a predicted model, not a curated record
AUGUCAAGAGGUCUCGACGAAGGCCUCAUUGCCACGACGGUCGCGCAAAAAUCGUUUGUCAAUGAAUUCAGUCUUCAAGACAAAUCCCUCGAUGCAUCUCAACGAGCGAACCGCCUCUCGAAUAUCACCUCAAUGGUUCACAUUGGCAGCAUUCCGGGCGCGCUGAUCGCUUUCCUUCUUUGCGAGCGUAUGGGAAUGCUUUGGUCGAUGCGUCAGCUCUGUACGCUGUGGCUCACGGGUGUUAUCAUCGUCAUCACUGCUAGUGGGAGACUGGGUCAAAUAUACGCUGGUCGUUUUAUAAUGGGGCUUGGAAUUGGACAAGCUGGGGUUGUGGCACCGACGUAUCUUGCAGAGAUUGCGCCGCGUAGCGCACGGGGUAUGCUGGUGUCUGUAUUUGGCAUGUCGGAAUAUAUUGGAAUCAUGGUUGGAUAUUUUGCCGCAUGGGGAGCAGCGGUGCAUAUGCCGAGCACUUCUUCUCGGCAGUGGAUUAUCCCGCAGUCGAUACAAAUAAUCGUGGCGGGCCUUCUGAUUAUGGGCUCCUUUCUUUGCGAAGAGAGUCCUCGACAUCUCUGUCGAGUUGGUAAAUGGGAUGAAGCACGCAGGGCUUUGGGGAAGAUCUGGGGCCUGCCGGAUGAUCACCAUGAGAUUUCGACGGGACUGGAAGGGAUCAAGGGACAACUGGAAUAUGAACAAGAGUGCUCCUUAUACAGAUCAUGCAUUGGAUCACUGAAGGAGCUGUUUCUCUCUCGCUCCAAUAUUAGGAGACUACUGUUCGUGGUUUCUUCCCAGAUUCUCAGUCAAUGGUCCGGGGCCAAUUCUCUCACAACAUAUGCGCCCGAGCUAUUCUCCUUGUUCGGAAUCAAAGGCCAAUCCGAAAAGCUAUUCACAACAGCGAUCUUCGGUGCCGUCAAAUUUGUUGCAUCUCUUCUUUGUGCUAUUUUACUCAUCGACCACGUCGGUCGGAAGCGGUCUCUGAUCUCGGGAAUCUUGGUACAACAAGUGGCAAUGUGGUAUAUCGCUAUCUAUCUUACUGUCAACGCAUCACUAGCUGGCGCUGAAUCGCCUUCGACCAAACGAGCGGCCCUCGGUUCCAUCAUCUUCAUCUACUUUGUAGGUAUCGGGUGGGCAAUGGGUUGGAAUUCGAUUCAGUAUUUGCUUAACGCCGAGAUAUUCCCCUUACGAGUCCGCGCGACUGGAUCGAGUCUUUUAAUGUGUUUCCACUAUGUUAACCGCUACGGACUCUCGAAGGCUGUUCCAUCCAUGCUAUUGCAGAACUCCCUCCGUCCCGAAGGGACAUUUUGGUUUUUUGCUAUAAUGACAUUUUUUGGUCUAUUAUGGGCGUGGUUUCUGCUACCGGAGACCGCUGGUCGGACUUUGGAGGAUACAAAUGGUCUCUUUUGA